This is a messenger RNA of Seminavis robusta, 1437 nucleotides long. Lineage: Eukaryota; Bacillariophyta; Bacillariophyceae; Naviculales; Naviculaceae. The record is from the annotation of a GenBank genome assembly.
UUCAGACCAGCAGGCUUACAAAAGGUGAACCCAAAAUUUUGCUCACAAGAUCCAAAAGAACCAGGGACCAAUACCAAAGAAGGAAGCACAAGACGAAAAAGAUUGUUUUAGUUGACCAUGAUGAUGAGGAACUACCAGCUGCUUUCCUUCCUCUUGUCCUGGGCUCUGGUGGCUUGUUUCCCUGUGGUCGAAGGUCAAAACUAUUCGGCGUUCCGAACUUCCGGAGAAUUGCGUGUGGCGGUAGAAUCCUGGAUAGCCGAUGACACCGAGCAAGUCAUCGCCACCUAUGGGCCUAUUGACGUGUGGGAUGUCUCACUUGUAGAUGACUUUAAAGGACUCUUCCAGGGACACGCCAGUUUCAAUGACAAUAUCACUUCCUGGGACACACGAAGCGCUACUGACAUGGACCGCAUGUUUUUUGGAGCCACAAGUUUCAACCAAGAUCUUUCCAAUUGGAAUACUACCAAGGUGACUUCCAUGGUUAGCACCUUCCAAGCCGCCACGGCGUUUGCAGGUGACAUUUCCACCUGGCAAACUGGGCAAGUCAAAAGUAUGGCAGAUAUGUUCCGAGGAGCUUCUUCGUUCAACACGGAUAUUUCAUUUUGGGAUGUGACAAGCGUCCGGGACAUGUCCACCAUGUUUUGGGAAGCACUUGCGUUCAAUAUGGAUAUUUCCAAUUGGGAUGUGAGCCGCAACAAAGAAUUUACCGGUACCUUUCGAAAUGCAACAGCCUUUGGACAGAAACUCUGUUGGGUGUUCCGAGAGGAAGCCAUUGUCACCGGCAUGUUCUGUGGCACCAAGGAUGCCAGUAUCUGCGAGGACAAAAUCUGUAACCACGAUCUCUAUCACGACGACAAGUGCGUCCGGCCCAGUGUGCUUGCCCUAACCGGCUGCGACGCACCGCUUGCUAGUGCCGCCUGGAAGCCGCGACCCCUUGUGUUGAUGGCCGUGACGACAAUCAUGGCUGCCCUUGCAAUGGCUCUUUGAUUGCAUUGCAUGUAAGAAGCUUGCCUGUGAACUCUUUGCUCCUAUCAUGAUGGCCUAAUUUAUUAAUUAGCCAAGAGGAUGAGAUAGAUACCCAAUAAACUUGUAGAUUGGUUCUGUCUGAAAGUACCCUUGCAAAAAUUAAAAAGGCAUAUCCUUUGGUCCUCUUCUGCAAUCCACAGGACUGACUCGGGACAACCUCAGGGAAGUCUAAGUUGGUGGUUCAAUGUACCUUGUCUACACUACAUGUACCGCACGCCUUUCUGCCUGGGGACCAUGGCCUGCCAGCAACGCCAAGGUCGUUGACCAAUUCAUUCGAAGGGUAGGACCAGGGUGGUAACGGAAACCUGAUUGGAGUAACAAGGUGCCGUAAGCGGUGGCUUUCUGCCCAAAUUGCACCAUGCAAAACUGCUCGUAGACUACCAGUACAGUACUAGUAGCUAGUUAAAAUGU